Kogia breviceps (pygmy sperm whale) is the source of this 1173-nucleotide messenger RNA. RefSeq names its product SRY-box transcription factor 1 (gene SOX1). Gene Ontology annotation, biological process: cell differentiation; anatomical structure morphogenesis; positive regulation of transcription by RNA polymerase II. The record is from RefSeq and is a predicted model, not a curated record. Gene Ontology annotation, molecular function: RNA polymerase II cis-regulatory region sequence-specific DNA binding; DNA-binding transcription factor activity, RNA polymerase II-specific. NCBI's taxonomy places the organism in Eukaryota, Metazoa, Chordata, Mammalia, Artiodactyla, Physeteridae.
AUGUACAGCAUGAUGAUGGAGACCGACCUGCACUCGCCCGGCGGCGCCCAGGCCCCCACGAACGUGUCGGGCCCGGCCGGGGCGGGCGGCGGCGGCGGCGGCGCGGGAGCCAAGGCCAACCAGGACCGGGUGAAGCGGCCCAUGAACGCCUUCAUGGUGUGGUCCCGCGGGCAGCGGCGCAAGAUGGCCCAGGAGAACCCCAAGAUGCACAACUCGGAGAUCAGCAAGCGCCUGGGCGCCGAGUGGAAGGUCAUGUCCGAAGCCGAGAAGCGGCCUUUCAUCGACGAGGCCAAGCGGCUGCGCGCGCUGCACAUGAAGGAGCACCCGGACUACAAGUACCGGCCGCGCCGCAAGACCAAGACGCUGCUCAAGAAGGACAAGUACUCGCUGGCCGGCGGGCUGCUGGCGGCAGGCGCGGGCGGCGGCGGCGCGGCCGUGGCCGUGGGUGUGGGCGUGGGCGUGGGCGCGGCGGCCGUGGGCCAGCGCCUCGAGAGCCCGGGCGGCGCGGCGGCCGGCGGCUACGCGCACGUCAACGGCUGGGCCAACGGCGCCUACCCCGGCUCGGUGGCGGCGGCGGCGGCCGCCGCGGCCAUGAUGCAGGAGGCGCAGCUGGCCUACGGGCAACAUCCGGGCGCGGGCGGCGCGCACCCGCACGCGCACCCGGCGCACGCGCACCCGGCUCACCCGCACCCGCACCACCCGCACGCGCACCCGCACAACCCGCAGCCCAUGCACCGCUACGACAUGGGCGCGCUGCAGUACAGCCCCAUCUCCAACUCGCAGGGCUACAUGAGCGCCUCGCCCUCGGGCUACGGCGGCCUCCCCUACGGCGCCGCGGCCGCCGCGGCCGCCGCCGCGGGCGGCGCGCACCAGAACUCGGCCGUGGCGGCGGCGGCGGCGGCGGCGGCCGCGUCGUCGGGCGCCCUGGGCGCGCUCGGCUCGCUCGUCAAGUCGGAGCCGAGCGGCAGCCCUCCGGCCCCGGCGCACUCGCGGGCGCCGUGCCCGGGGGACCUGCGCGAGAUGAUCAGCAUGUACUUGCCGGCCGGCGAGGGCGGCGAUCCGGCGGCGGCGGCGGCCGCAGCCGCGGCGCAGAGCCGGCUGCACUCGCUGCCGCAGCACUACCAGGGCGCGGGCGCGGGCGUCAACGGCACGGUGCCCCUGACGCACAUCUAG